Oppiella nova is the source of this 246-nucleotide messenger RNA. The record is from the annotation of a GenBank genome assembly. Lineage: Eukaryota; Metazoa; Arthropoda; Arachnida; Sarcoptiformes; Oppiidae.
AUGGCCGACAACACCACGGAUCAGAUCAAACAGUUCAAGGAUUUUAUACUCAAUUACAACAAACUGUCGGAAAUCUGUUUCAUGGAUUGCGUGCAUGACUUCACCACCAGAACCGUGGCCACCAAAGAGGAGACCUGCGCUAACAACUGCUUCGACAAGUUCCUGAAGAUGAAUCAGCGGAUCAGUCAGCGCUUCCAAGAGAUCCAACUGCAGCAGAAUGAGCGCCAACAGCAGCAACAGAUUUAG